Molecule: messenger RNA, 7598 nt
Organism: Paramisgurnus dabryanus
Lineage: Eukaryota; Metazoa; Chordata; Actinopteri; Cypriniformes; Cobitidae
Gene: mmp15b
Product: matrix metallopeptidase 15b
Biological process (GO): extracellular matrix organization; proteolysis; collagen catabolic process
Cellular component (GO): extracellular matrix
Molecular function (GO): zinc ion binding; metalloendopeptidase activity
Source: RefSeq, a predicted model, not a curated record
ACUGAGCACGAGGCGUUGCGCACGCCCCAAGAGCGCGCAGUGGAUACGAGUUGUACAGUACGCGCUCCAGGAAAACACAGAAAACGUGGAUUUUAUUGAGAGGAACCCUGUCACAUUAAACCUUUACGAGAGCAGGUGUCGUUACGCGUCGCUGUCAUCUGCUAACGAUUUGCGCGCUGUUGUGGUUGCUGCGCGACGCGUUGUUUUAUUUCUGUCAGUUGAGGUAACAGCCGCUGUUCAUGCCUCGUUUACGGAGUCGUAUCGCAAGGGGAAAUUGCGACUUUGUUUUGCGCGUCGCGUAGCACUUUGAAGUGGCUUGUAGCUAUUAUUAAUUUUUUGAGCACCACGUGAGUGGGACGCAACGCAUGGGAUGUGAUACCAAACCCUCAGAAACUUACAAGACCACAGCAUCCGUCCCUGACUUUUGGUACUGCGUUGGGAGUCCGCUUUACAUCUACAGCGUUAAACGCGCACUUUACACUGAAGAAGCCGUGCGUUUUUGAAGAAUGGACACAAAGUGGCCAAUUUAUUUGACUUUUGUGAUUCAUUUUGACUUGGUACACUUUUGAGGAGCUCAGGGAUACUGACUGUUUCAAGAGUUUUAUUGGAAAACUCAACAUAAAUUGCAAUUUGUUUUUUAAUCGAAUGCAUUUGCGUUUUUGUUAUUUUACUUCUGGACAGUUUGGCUUCCACAUACUUUGAAUUUGGUUAUAUGUUUGAAUUAAAGCGGUUAUAGAUCAGCAUCACACACUUGGUUGUCUGGUCCCGGUGAGAAUGGCUGAAUUAUGGGAUGUCCUGAUGACGUUCAUGUGGAGACGGACUCUUAUUUAUUCUGUUCUGAUGUUUUCUAUCACUGAUCUGCGCACCUUUGGAGACGACUCUUUUAAUGGAGAGUCAUGGCUGCGAAUGUACGGCUACCUCCCUCAGGCCAGCAGGCAGAUGUCCACCAUGCGCUCGGCCCAAAUCCUGUCUAACGCCAUUAGCGACAUGCAGCGUUUUUAUGGCUUGGAGAUCACUGGAGAGAUGGACCCGAAGACCAUCGAUGCUAUGAGAAGACCCCGCUGUGGUGUGCCAGAUAAGUUUGGAGGUCAAAUCAAGACCAACGUCCGGCGGAAACGAUACGCACUCACCGGCCACAAAUGGGACAAGACGCAAUUGACUUUUAGUAUUCAGAACUACACCCCUAAGAUCGGAGAGUACAACUCGUACGAAGCUAUCCGAAGGGCUUUCCAGGUGUGGCAGAAGGUGACGCCUCUCACAUUCAUUGAAAUUCCCUUUUUGGAGGUCAAAUACGGCCGUCGGAAGGAACCUGAUAUCAUGAUCUUCUUCGCCUCUGGUUUCCACGGUGACAGCUCACCGUUUGAUGGAGAGGGUGGAUUUCUGGCGCACGCUUACUUCCCCGGUCCAGGAAUGGGAGGGGAUACUCACUUUGACUCGGAUGAGCCGUGGACGAUUGGUUCAGCAAACUUGCAAGGUAAUGAUCUCUUCCUGGUGGCGGUGCACGAGCUGGGCCAUGCCCUUGGAUUGGAACACUCCAAUAAUCCCAUGGCUAUCAUGGCUCCUUUCUACCAAUGGAUGGACACGGAAAACUUUGAACUUCCAGAUGAUGAUCUCCGUGGGAUUCAGCAGAUUUAUGGACUUCCUAACAGUUCCCCAACUCAGGCGCUCCCCACUGUGACCCCACGUCGACCGGCCCAGCCAGGCCCCAGAGCACCCACCCCACCUAAAAGCCCACCCGGAUCACCCCCGCGCCGUCCAGACAAGCCCAGGACCACCGAUCGACCCGAUCACUACGGCCCCAACAUCUGUGAGGGCAAUUUCGACACGGUCACAAUGCUGAGGGGAGAGAUGUUCGUUUUCAAGGGUCGCUGGUUCUGGAGAGUGAGGAGGAAUAGAGUGCUGGAUAAUUACCCGAUGCCUAUUGGACACUUUUGGAGAGGCCUGCCGGGAGACAUCGACGCCGCAUAUGAAAGACAUGAUGGCCGCUUUGUGUUUUUCAAAGGAAAUCAGUUCUGGUUGUUUAGGGAAGCUAACCUGGAACCGGGUUACCCUCAAGAACUGAUGGACUACGGUAGAGACAUCCCUUACGACAAGAUAGACACGGCCAUCUGGUGGGAACCGUCUGGAUUCACUUAUUUCUUCAAAGGAGACAGGUAUUGGCGCUUUAAUGAGCACUCGAGAGCCGCGGAUCAGGAAUACCCUAAACCAAUAAGCGUGUGGGGCACUUCUGUACCCUCUUCUCCCAAAGGAGCCUUCCUCAGCGAUGAUGGAGCUUAUACAUACUUCUACAAGGGUUCAAAGUACUGGAAAUUCGACAACCACAGAAUGAAGAGCGAACCGGGUUAUCCAAAGUCCAUUCUCAAAGACUUCAUGGGCUGCAACGUUGACCUCGAUCCCGACAGAGACACCGAUGUGGACCCAGGCCGCAAGGGGCCCGAUCGGCCACCUUUUAAUCCCGAUGCCGGACGAGACAAAGAUAAAGAUAAGGAGAAAGAGAAAGAGCCAGACAACACUAAUGAUGUCGACCACACAGACAAAAUCGAAGAAGAAACAACCGACGUGAUAUUGAAGAUUGACGAGACAGAACGCACCAUGAACAUCAUCAUGGUGACGGUACCACUGGUCCUGGUGCUGUGCAUCCUGGGAUUGAUCUACGCCAUCAUUCACACACUACAGAGGAAAGGAGCGCCUAAAUAUUUAGUGCACUGCAAACGCUCGCUGCAGGAUUGGGUUUAACCUUUCACCUCCGUUGUGCACCCAUAUCAUCCAAUCAAAAACAAUUUGCACACACAAACACAUAAACGCACACAUUUCAUUCACACGUCUCUUUUUUUUUCCCAUGGUGCUUUUCUCUAACAUGUCGAUUAGUCUAUUUAUAUCAGAAAGUUUGCACAUUGAUUUUUUUUUUUUCGGUGUUCUUAUUCAUAAUAUUUUAUUAAUUUGUGGGAUUUUCUUAUUUUCUUCAGUUUGAAAUGUAACAAUUAGACCUCUAGAUCUGCACUCAGAGCUAAAGAAGAACAGACUGAGGGAGAUUUGGAAAAUCUCCAAAAGAGGAAUACGGAAGCGGAGAUGGGAAUAACUUCCUGUUUGGACUCUGAGCUGCGAUGUACCUACCGACCGGGCAACUCAUAUUAUAACUCAAUUAUAACAUGCCAAUCAUUAACAUUAAUAUAUGGAUAUACAGUAGGGUCCAAAAGUUUCAAGCUACUGUGCUUGGGAAAAUGUUUAACUAUUUAUUUUCCUGUACAAUGCAGAAUAUUUAAUUAAAAACAAUAUUAUUGGUAUGACAAUUGAAAUCAGAUUUAAGAUGAACACAAGUUUGAGAUGUUUUUAGUGUUUAGCAUGUCGCUUUUUUGCUUUUAUGACAACAUGCAGUUGAGCUGGCCUGGACUCCACAUGUUUGUCCAAAAUCUGAUGAUUGCUGUUAUCCCAGCAUAACUCCAGAAUUUUCCCAAGAGAUUUAUGUGUGCCAAUGGAACCAAGAAAAUCACAAUUAUCUGCCUACGUUUGAUGACAAAUGUUGAUUUCCAUGUUUUGAGAUGUGGUCUUAGACAUUUGGACCCCACUGUAUGUUCAUGUCAAUAAAUAUUUUGGUCAUCCAGAUUACCAUAGCACGUUAGUCGAUUAGCAAUAAAAGCAGCUGGAUGUUUUUUUCCGACCGGUAACCAAGUCCAGUUGCGUUUAACAACAUUUUUAAUGCAGCAUAGCCAUUUGUUUCAAAAUCAUAAAGUAGGGACUUUUCUCCAGAUUUUGCUGACUUGGUAUGAUCACAACAAAAAUCACAUUUUACUGCCUCUUGUUUAAACGGUGCCUUGGUCUUGCCAGCCAAACAUGUUUUUUUGUGGUUUCGUCGUACAUAUUUGUAGAGCCGCUUCGACCUCUUUCGCUUCACUUGAGACUUAUGAAACUUGGGGCAUUGUGGUUAAAGAAAUAUCUUACCUUUGCUGAUGUAGGAGCAAUUCGCUAAAUAGGUUUAUACAUACUGUAUGAAACCGAGGCUAUAAAAGCAUACAGCUACGUGCACCAAUUUAAAACUCCAUAAAAUGCGCUCACAUUCGCUUCAGGGCCCAAUUACGAAUAAAAAUCCUAAAACGGUGUUCGUUGUUGCCCUCAUGUCAGGAUUGUUAGAUAAUCCUCUCAUUUUGAAAAACAGCAGGGGCCUAAAACACAAUGCAAACAUUUUCCCACCCCAAAUCUUUCUCCGACUCAGAAAUAUGACUCUCGUUGACAAUGCAGAGGUGGCCAGGACAGGAAUAAAAGAACAGGAACAACUGUGUGAGUUUAAAGAAAGGGUUAAGACACAGAAACUUGAUCUACCAAGUCUUUGCACGAGGGCUUACUGUAUGUUUUAACAGCUCGGUGUGGAUUGUAUUACAGUGAUGGUGCAGAUUUUAGGGGUGGGGGUGAAAUAAACAGGCAAGGAUUAUCCUACUGCAUACUCUACACAAGCCUGAUUGAUGUGUCAUUGUGUUUAGGAACACCGAUAUAUCGGCCUGUAAGUGGCAGAUGAGAGUAUUUUUCCCAUCAUUAAACAUCGGCAGAUUGUUUCAAAACCAAAUACCUAAAAACAAAACUAUCGGUAUCGGUAACGCCAAAUGCAGGGUUCCCACGAGUCCAUGAAAUCCUUGAAAGUUUGUGAAUCUGGUGGAAAAAAUUCAAGGCCCUGGGAAGUUUUUGAAAAUAUACAUACAUAGGUACAGGUCAUUGAAAGUGCUUGAAUCUAAUUUAUGCAAGGAAAAAAAUCCAUAUUAGUCCCUGUGUAGUGUAGGAAAAUAUCAUACAAAUUCUAGACUUUUUAAGCACACGUGCUAAACUGUUCACUUUAAAUGCUUAUAUCUUCUGUAUGCGAAUGUUGAUUCAUACCAAAAUGCUUUUUUGCAUAGUUGUGUUUGACAAAUGAAAAUGUCUCUGGUUAUGUAACUGUUGUUCCCUGAGAAGGGAACGAGACGCUGCGUCUCCCUCACCAUACUUCCUGCGUCCCUGUAAUGCCGUAUUUGGCAAUAUUUCAGAUAGCGAUAUACUUCCUGGCUCCCACGUCACCCUGUCUUUGUCGUUAAGCCUCACCAUUGGUUGAAUUUGAUAUACACAUUCAGGCGCACUUACCCCUGGAGGCGUCCCCAAAGUGUCACCGCAGUGACGCAGCGCGAGUUCCCUCGAAAGAGAACUGUUACAAUGUAUCUUAAAAGGUAUCGCAAUGUAUCCUUGCUCUCACUUGAAAUGUAUCCCCACAUUUAGUCCUUGAAUGUGAGGGUAUUGGACUUGGAAAGUCCUUGAAAGGUCCUUGAAUUUGAAUUUAACUAAGGUGUGGGAACCCUGCAUAUGUGAUUCUAAGUAAUCGAAUAUCGGUAUCGACACCGAUAUUUCGUGUCUGUGCAUCCCUAGUACCAUACCAAUUCAUAAUGCAAUGCAAGUGUUGCUUUCUUGCAUACAUGUGUAGAGUUUGUUCUUGACCUCAUCUGAGCUUUGUUAGAUAGCAUGCAUAACGGCGCCAACCCUGUAUGAGAGUUUGUUGGCAUACCAACCCAUUUUUGCUAUGGCCCACCACUGGUAAUUUUUGGAUCACUAGUAAUAUGAUCCCCUUUUCAUUCACGACUUUUCAUUACCCAGAUGCGAUCUACUAGGCACGUUUCCGAACAUUGUACGAUUAAACUUCUCUCAGAUAGAUCUGUCUUUGCAAUCUGUUUUUUUUUUUUGCUUAGCCUAAUGUCUAACUUCGGAAGAUUCCAUAAACUCGACAUAGUACGCAGUAUUCAGAAACAAAACCUUUUUAAAAGUGAAAAAUGUCCCCGUCACGCUCUCCGAACGAGUUUGUUCUCAGAGGAAAGCGAGACUGAGAGUAGUGUUGUAAAUAUUGCUCUGUCAGACAAGGGUAAAGCAUAAAGCCCUUUAAUAAAUAUUACUCCUAGAGGAGAGCAAGGACAGUCGUGAUAUGAAUGCCGUCACUUAUGAGUGCACCCCUCACCGUGGUGCUCCUGUCGUCUGGGGAGAUUUGGGAGAGAGUUAAUCAGACAUAAAAGCUCCUCUGCGUUUCGCUCGGUGCCCUUUACCUUCCCCUCCUUCCGCCCGGAUCAAUGAGGAAUACAGAAAUAGGCUUUAAGGAUCUCGGCUCACUCAGGCUUUUUUCCCUUCCUUUUUAUUUUAUAAAUAUGUUUUCCCAAAUGUGCCACUGCUUUAAGCGCCAUGGUACAUGAAUUAGGCAGCAUACAUCAUAGACGUAAAAGUCUGUGAAAACCCAGCUAAAGGUAUUUUUAAGGAUGUAAAGAACAUUCAGUGAAAAUAUAACCUAUAACCUAAGUAAGAUCAUAAUUGAAAUCAAAGUUUCAUACUCUAAAUCUUAAAGUUAGAGUAUGAGACUUUAGCCUGGAUUUCACAGACACGGGGUCACAUAUAGCCAGGGGUCCUUUUGAAACCAUUGCUGUAUCACGGUACCACAACAGUACUUUAUUUGUAAGUCUAAACUGCAUUAACGUGCAUUACUUCUUGUAUUCUUUUGUGUGACUUAUCUUGUGAUAGACAAUGACUGCGUAAUCAAACAAGUCUGUUUGUCAGUAUUUAAUACUGUAGUUUUUAAACAUAUCCAUCUCGAAUCAACCUCAGGCCAAGUAUCUGACUGGCUCUUAUAACAAUGGCCUCUCUCUCUCUGCAUUAUUGCCGGGCACAUUGCUUCUGUCCGACCGGGCCCUCGGCCAGGGCCACAAAGCUUCCUACCACCCUAACAUAGCAUUCUUAACAACAGACUCGAGUGUGAAUGAUGAACGCUGGCUGUUUGGGUCACACCUUUCUCAUAAACAGUUUAGGAUCACGCUAGAAUCACCACCCAAAUGGAGCGUGUGUAUAGUAUCGGUCUGGACAGUGAGGUUGUGUGUGUGUGUGUGUGUGUGUCUUCUCCUGAUAUAAACUUGAGCUCUGAUCAGACGUGCCUCUAAAAUCAUAUGUUCAUCCCAUUUAUUAACCACUUUUCAUUAGUCAAAUGCAGUUAUUGUUGGUUAACUGAACAAACUGGGUCGAGACAAUAGCGUUGUUUUCAGUUUUGUGGAAUUGGUUGAAUGAGACACGGACAGCGAUGGCAAGCAUGCGGCAGCAUGGGUAGAUUUGAUUUGAAAUCAUCUUGUUGUGUGACGGUGCGUCUGGGUAUGCACGCUGUCUUGAAGGGAAUCUCACUUUACUGGAAACUGACAAAAACAUGCUGUUUAAAAGCAUUCGCAGACAAAACUCAAGUAGCAAAUCACUAACAUUUACUGUAAAGCAAUGAUGUGCAAAUAUGUGCUGCAGUGUUUUUCGUAAACACCUCAUUGUGGUUCUUAUUGAUGCUAUACUGACAUUAAUUGUAUUUACAGUUCAGUUUUCUUGAUCUUAAAUUUGGUCAUUUUAAAAAUUGUAAAUAGUACCUUUUUGAAAUAUUUUUCGUUUUUUCGUGUUUUUUAGAUUUUUACCUUGUUAAUAACAUUCCGAUUUGUGUUUUGAUUUUAUUCUUAUGUAGAAACUGAGGAUUUUAUACAUUUAUGUUUGUUGUCACAUCUGAGUGUGUUUAACAAUCCAUGCUGGACAUGUAAAGUAUAAUAAAAGAUCAAAAUGUGAGAAGAGUCAUAAAAGUGUGA